Messenger RNA from Gymnodraco acuticeps, 727 nucleotides. It is a transcript of the gene uba52, whose product is annotated as ubiquitin A-52 residue ribosomal protein fusion product 1. Gene Ontology annotation, molecular function: structural constituent of ribosome; protein tag activity; ubiquitin protein ligase binding. Lineage: Eukaryota; Metazoa; Chordata; Actinopteri; Perciformes; Bathydraconidae. The record is from RefSeq and is a predicted model, not a curated record. The transcript is spliced from 5 exons. Gene Ontology annotation, biological process: modification-dependent protein catabolic process; translation; protein ubiquitination. Bases 279 to 665 code for a protein of 128 amino acids. Gene Ontology annotation, cellular component: nucleus; ribosome; cytoplasm.
UUCAAUAAUUGUCGUAACCUUUUAGUUAUAAUUUACAACGGAUUUCAUUAUUAGGGCCUAUAUAUGUUUGCAAUAGUGACUAGAUAACAAGUAAUAUUCAUUUUUUGUUAUUUUCUUUUAAGUCUGAAUGUAUUUUUUUCUUAAUUUAAUUUAAUUUAAAAAUAAUCGCUCGUAGGCUUUUAUUCCCAAGGAAACCAGAAAUAGGAAGUGACGUAUUGCAGCCUGAGCCUUUUCCGCUCUCUUUUCGUUGAGGCUCAGCUAACGGCCGGCCUGCAAACAUGCAGAUCUUCGUGAAGACGUUGACGGGGAAGACCAUCACCCUCGAGGUUGAGCCCAGCGAUACUAUCGAAAAUGUCAAGGCAAAGAUCCAGGACAAGGAAGGAAUUCCCCCAGAUCAGCAGCGUCUGAUCUUCGCUGGCAAACAGCUUGAGGAUGGACGUACGCUCUCUGACUACAACAUUCAGAAAGAAUCCACUCUGCAUCUGGUUCUGCGUCUGCGUGGAGGCAUCAUCGAGCCUUCUCUCAGGAUGCUGGCCCAGAAGUACAACUGCGACAAGAUGAUCUGCCGCAAGUGCUAUGCCCGUCUGCACCCCCGUGCCGUCAACUGCCGCAAGAAGAAGUGUGGCCACACCAACAACCUUCGCCCCAAGAAGAAGCUGAAGUAGACAUUUGAACUAAAUCGGCUCUCUAUGCCAUUUUGUGUUAAAAUAAAUGUGAGAAAAUGGUG